AUGGCCACCCCUUCGCUGGGCGCAGGCCAAGUCGCCGCCGCCGUUAACGGCCAGGCUCUUCUCUUCCCCCCUGCUACAAGCCCUCCCCUCGGUCAAGAAGACUCUACCGAGAUGGUCCUCGAACUUGCUGACGGCACCGCUUACCGUGGUAUUAGCUUCGGUGCUGAAGGAAAGUCUAUCUCUGGUGAAUGUGUCUUCCAGACUGGUAUGGUCGGCUAUGUCGAGUCCAUCACCGACCCUUCCUAUGAAGGUCAGAUCCUCGUUCUCACCUUCCCCCUCGCUGGUAACUACGGUGUCCCCAGCCGCGAGGAGGCGGCUCAGAGCAUCCAGAAGCUCUUGGUCUCUCCCUUCGAGUCGAGCCGCAUUCACGUGGCCGGUCUCGUCGUCUCGUACUACAGCCACGAAUUCAGCCACUACCUCGCCAAGACCGGUCUUUCGGAAUGGCUCAAGGAGAGCGGUGUCCCAGCCGUCUACGGCAUCGACACCCGAGCUUUGACCAAGAAGAUCCGCAACCAAGGUAGCAUGCUUGGCAAGCUUCUCACUCCUCAGCCCCGUCUUUCCAUUGUUCAGGCUGCUGCCGCUGGUGACUGGCGCGAGGCCGUCGUCGACCUUCCCUUCGCUGACCCCAACGCCGAGAACCUCGUUGCCCGUGUCUCGUGCAAGAAGCCUCAGCUCUACACUCCUGCCAACACUGCCUCGGGCGAGUCCCUUGGCAAGUACGAGGCUCCCCUCCUCCACCCCUCUGGUCGUCCCAUCCGCAUCCUCUGUCUCGAUGUUGGUAUGAAGUACAACCAGAUCCGAUGCUUCACCUCGCGUGGUGUCGAGCUCAAGGUUGUUCCUUGGGAUUACGACUUCCUCACCGAGACUGAGGCCUUUGAUGGUCUUUUCAUCUCCAACGGUCCUGGUGACCCCAUCUCUUGCGGUCCCACCAUCGCUCGCAUCCGCGAGCUUCUUAAGCUCAAGGGUGCCAAUCAGAUCCCCAUCUUCGGUAUCUGUCUCGGUCACCAGCUUCUCGCCCUUGCUGCUGGUGCCCAGACCGAGAAGCUCAAGUUCGGUAACCGUGGUCACAACAUCCCUUGUACCGACCAGAUCAGCGGUCGUUGCUACAUCACUUCCCAGAACCACGGUUACGCCGUCAAUGCCGACACUCUUCCCGUGGGCUGGAAGCCUCUCUUCGCUAACGCCAACGACGACACCAAUGAGGGUAUCUACUGCACCGAGGGUCCUUUCUUCAGUGUCCAGUUCCACCCCGAAAGCACUCCCGGUCCACGUGACACCGAGUUCCUCUUUGACGUCUUCAUCCGCAGUGUCGUUGACUGCGCUGCCGUCAAGAUCGCUCCCGGUGCCACCCCUGCUACCAUCUUGCCUCCCGUCGGUUUCACCGGUGGUCUCCUUGCCGACAACGCCGCCAAGGUACCUCGCGUCAAUGUUCGCAAGGUCCUUGUCCUUGGUUCCGGUGGUCUCUCCAUCGGUCAGGCCGGUGAGUUUGACUAUUCGGGUUCGCAGGCCAUCAAGGCGCUCAAUGAGGAGGGCAUCUACACUGUUCUCAUCAACCCCAACAUCGCCACCAUUCAGACCUCGACUGGUCUGGCCGACAAGGUCUACUUCCUGCCCGUGACCCCCGAGUUCGUGCUCAAGGUCAUCGAGCACGAGCGUCCUGACGGUAUCUACUGCACAUUCGGUGGUCAGACCGCCUUGAACGUCGGUAUCAAGAUCAAAGAUGAGCUCCCAAAGAUGGGUGUCAAGAUCCUUGGUACUCCCAUCGAGACCAUCAUCACCACUGAGGACCGUGACCUCUUCGCCAAGGCGAUGGAGGAGAUAGGCGAGCGAUGUGCCCCCUCUGCUGCUGCCAACAACUGGGACGAGGCUCUCGCUGCCGCUCAGUCGAUCGGUUUCCCCGUCAUUGUGCGUGCUGCCUUCGCUCUUGGUGGUCUCGGCUCCGGUUUCGCCAACAACGUAGAGGAGCUCCGCAAGCUCUGCUCGGCUGCCUUCGCUAACUCACCCCAGGUCCUUGUCGAGAAGUCGAUGAAGGGCUGGAAGGAGGUCGAGUACGAGGUCGUCCGUGAUUGCCGCAACAACUGCAUCACUGUGUGUAACAUGGAGAACUUCGACCCCUUGGGUAUUCACACUGGUGACUCGAUCGUCAUUGCCCCCUCUCAGACCCUCAGCGACGAUGACUACAACAUGCUUCGUACCACCGCCGUCAAUGUGAUCCGUCACCUUGGUGUCGUUGGUGAAUGCAACAUCCAGUACGCUCUCAACCCUCACAAGCGCGAGUACUGCAUUAUCGAAGUCAACGCUCGUCUCUCGCGAUCAUCGGCUUUGGCUUCAAAGGCUACCGGAUACCCCCUCGCUUUCAUCGCUGCCAAGCUCGGUCUCAACAUCCCGCUCAAUGAGAUCCGCAACAGCGUUACUCGCGAGACCAGCGCCUGCUUCGAGCCUUCGCUCGACUACGUUGUCACUAAGUUUCCCCGAUGGGAUCUGCGCAAGUUCGUUCGCGUCAGCAGCAAGCUUGGCUCUUCGAUGAAGAGUGUCGGUGAAGUCAUGAGCAUUGGCCGAACCUUCGAAGAAUCGAUCCAGAAGGCCAUCCGAUCCAUCGACUACCAGCACGAUGGUUUCAGCCAGAACGAGGUCGUCACUGACGACGAGAUUGACGAGGAGCUCAUCAACCCCACCGACAAGCGCAUGUUCGCCAUUGCCAACGCCAUGGCCAAGGGCUACUCUGUGGACAAGAUCCACGAGAUGAGCAACAUCGACCGAUGGUUCCUCAGCAAGCUCAUGCGCAUCAUGAACGCCAGCAAGGUCUUCUCCACGCACAACGCCGCCUCGUUCCCUCCUGCCAUGCUCCGACAGGCUAAGCAGCUCGGUUUCUCGGACAAGCAGUUGGCCAAGUGCCUCAACUCGACCGAGUUGGCUGUCCGAAAGAUGCGACAGGAGCACGCCAUCAUGCCCUUCGUCAAGCAGAUCGACACGGUCGCUGCCGAAUUCCCUGCCUACACCAACUACCUCUACACCACUUACAACGCUGUCGAGCACGACGUCAACUUCAGCGACAAGGGUGUCAUGAUGCUCGGUUCCGGUGUCUACCGUAUCGGUUCGUCGGUCGAGUUCGAUUGGUGUGCCGUGCGUGCCAUCCGAACUCUCCGUCAGCGCGGUUUCAAGACCAUCAUGGUCAACUACAACCCCGAGACUGUCUCGACCGACUACGACGAGGCGGACCGGCUCUACUUCGAGAACAUCUCGCUCGAGACGAUCCUCGACAUCUAUGACACCGAGCAGUCGUCUGGUGUCAUCGUCUCGAUGGGUGGUCAGACUUCAAACAACAUCGCCUUGCCCUUGCACCGACAGAACGUCAAGAUCCUCGGUACUUCGCCCGAGAUGAUCGACAUGGCCGAGAACCGAUACAAGUUCUCUCGUAUGCUUGACAAGAUCGGCGUCGACCAGCCCAUGUGGAAGGAGCUCACCAGUUUCGAGGAAGCUCAGGCUGCCUGCGCCCGCUUCGGCUACCCCGUCUUGGUGCGUCCCUCGUACGUUCUUAGUGGUGCCGCCAUGAACGUCGUCUACUCGCCCGAGGACUUGAACAGCUACCUCUCCCAGGCUGCUGCCAUCAACCGCGAGCACCCCGUCGUUAUCACCAAGUACCUCGAGGGUGCCAAAGAGAUCGAGAUGGACGCUGUUGCCAAGGACGGUAAGAUGAUGAUGCACUACGUCUCCGAGCACGUCGAGAACGCUGGUGUUCACUCCGGUGACGCUACUCUCAUCCUUCCUCCUCAGGACUUGGACCCCGAAACUGUGCGCCGCAUCGAGGUCGCCACCGCCAAGAUCGCCGCAUCGCUCCACGUCACUGGACCCUUCAACAUCCAGUUCAUCGCCAAGAACAACGACAUCAAGGUCAUUGAGUGCAACGUCCGUGCUGCCCGAUCGUUCCCCUUCGUCUCCAAGGUCACUGGUAUCGAUGCCAUCCAGAUGGCUACCGACGUGAUGCUAGACUUGCCCGUCGAGGCCUACCCCAAGGUCGACUUGCCUCGCGACUACGUCGGUGUCAAGGUGCCACAGUUCAGUUUCAGCCGUCUCGCCGGUGCUGACCCCAUUCUCGGUGUCGAGAUGGCUUCGACUGGUGAGGUUGCCUGUUUCGGUCGCAACAAGUACGAGGCUUACCUCAAGGCUAUGAUCGCCUCGGGUAUCCGCCUUCCUACCAAGAACGUCUUGCUCAGUAUCGGUUCGUACAGCGAGAAGCAGGAGUUGCUCCCUUCGGUGCGCACCCUUCAUCAGCUCGGCUUCACCCUCUACGGUUCGUCUGGUUCCGCCGACUUCUACUCGGAGCAGGGCAUCCCUGUCAUCCACCUCGAGUCGUUGCCCGAAGAUGACGAGUCCAAGUUCGAAGACCAGGCCAAGGCUUCGUACUCGCUCUUGACGCACUUGACCCAGGGUCUUUCGUCGCUCUUUAUCUCGCUUCCAAGCAAGAACAAGUACCGCCGACCUGUGUCGUUCACCUCGAUGGGUUACCGCGCCCGUCGAUUGGCGAUUGACCGAUCGAUUCCCCUCAUCACCAACGUCAAGAACGCCAAGCUCUUCGUCGAGGCGCUCGCCCGUCACCGCAAGGCUGGCUCGAGCUUCGACAUCUCGCCUGUCGACUUCAAGACGAGCCACACCGCCUUCACCUUGCCUGGUCUUAUCAAUGUCAACGCCUUCGUGCCCAACAUUGCUGAUGGCAAGGCGAGCGCAGAGGAGCUUGUUGCAAUCACCCGUGCCUCGAUCGCUGGUGGUUUCACCACAAUCCAGAUGAUGCCCGCUGGUGUCUCGUCGAGCAUCGUUGAUGCUACUUCGCUCGCCACUGCUGAGAGCAAGAUUGCUGGUGGUGCUCACUGCGACGUCUCGCUCGGUGUUUCCGCCACUGCCGACAACCACGAGUUGAUCGACGAGCUUGCUGACAGCGCCCGCUCGCUGCUCAUCUCGUUCAACGGUCUUGGCUCCAACAUCAGCAAGGCUGCCACCAUCGCCUCGCACUUUUCCUCGUGGCCUGCAGACCGACCCAUUGUCACUGACGCUCGCAACACCGACCUCGCAUCGGUGCUCUUGCUCGCCAGUCUCAACAACCGAUCGAUCCACGUCACCAACGUUCUCUCGCGUGAUGACAUCCAUCUCAUUGCUUUGAGUAAGGCCAAGGGUCUGCAGGUGACAUGCGAUGUUGCCGUCUAUGCUCUCUUCUUCACCACCGAGAUGUACCCUCAGGCCACCUGCCUCCCUUCGGCCGACGACCAGAAGGCACUCUGGGAGAAGCUCGAGGACAUUGACAUGUUCUCGAUUGGCAGUACCCCUUACCAGCUUGCCAAGGAGAUCGGCGAGGUUGUUGCUCCUCAGUCAGGGAUCGAGGAGACUCUCUUGCUUCUCCUCGACGCUGUCAACGAGCACCGAUUGACGCUUGACGACAUUCUGCUCAGGCUGUACACCAAGCCCAAGGAGAUCUUUGGCGUUCAGGCUCAGGCCAACACUCAGGUUGAGAUCGAGAUUGACCGACCUACCGCCUUUAUCCGCCGAGACUACUGGUCGCCUCUUGAGUCGCGUGCCACUGUUGGCUCAAUCAAUCGUGUCACACUGAAGGGCAAGACCGUCUUCGUCGAUGGCGAGGUUCUCUCGGAUGCUUCGCUCGGUACCAAUGUCAGCAACGUCGCUACUGUUGCCAAGCAGGCCAAGUCGGCUGGUCGCCGAGUCUCGUUCUCGGCUGCCACUGCCGGUGUUUCUUCCAGCUCGGGUGUUGUUUCGGCGCAGGAUACUCCUACAUCGCCACCUCCUCUCUCGUUGGCCAUGAAGUCGCCUGUUCUCGGUGCAAGCGAGCCUGGUCAGCCUCGCAGUAGCAGCUUGAUGGCUGUUUUUGCCAACGAGUCGACCGCCCUCACAACCACUCAGUAUCAGGGAGCUGCUUCGAUCGGAUCGGUCCUGUACCACCCCACAUUCGCUCGUCGCCACAUCCUCUCGGCCAAGAGCUUCACUCGUGAUGACUUGCACGCCCUCUUCUCGGUGGCUACCGAGAUGCGUGUGAUGGUCGAGCGACAGGGGUCUGUCGACUUGCUCCGUGGUCGUGUCUUGGCUACCCUCUUCUACGAGGAGUCGACACGCACUUCGUGCUCGUUCGAGGCCGCCAUGCUUCGUCUUGGUGGUCAGGUGGUCAAAGUUCAGCCUGACAAGUCGUCGAUGCAGAAGGGCGAGUCGAUCCCUGACACCAUCCGCACUCUUGGCUGCUACGCCGAUGCGGUUGUGAUGCGCCACCCUACUGCAGGCAGUGUGCACCUAGCUGCUAAGCACUCGCCUGUUCCCGUCAUCUCGGGUGGUGAGUCUUCGAUCGAGCACCCCACUCAGGCUUUGCUUGACAUCUUCGCCAUUCGUGAAGAGAUGGGUACCGUAGCUGGUCUCACCAUCACCAUGGUCGGCGACCUCAAGUACGGCCGCACCGUGCACAGCUUGGUUCAGCUGCUCUGUCUGUACGGUGUCACUGUCAACUACGUCAGCCCCGAGUCGCUCAAGAUGCCCGAAGAGGUCAAGCAGGCUGUUGCUCGCAAGGGCAUCAAGCAGUACGAGUCGACUGUGCUCUCGGAUGAUGUUCUUGCUCGUACUGAUGUGCUCUACGUCACUCGUGUUCAGAAGGAGCGCUUCCCCGACGCUGCUUCGUACGAAGCGGUCAAGGACAGCUACGUCGUCGACAACGCUACCUUGGCCAAGUGCAAGCCCAGCACCAUUGUCUUACACCCCUUGCCCAAGAACAACGAGUUGGCCGAGGACCUCGAAUACGACCCUCGUGCCGCUUGGUGGCGACAGGUCAAGUACGGUCUAUAUCUGCGCAUGGCUUUGCUCGCCAUGGUCCUGCACCACCGUGCCUAA
Molecule: messenger RNA, 6876 nt
Organism: Ustilago hordei
Lineage: Eukaryota; Fungi; Basidiomycota; Ustilaginomycetes; Ustilaginales; Ustilaginaceae
Product: putative URA2 - multifunctional pyrimidine biosynthesis protein
Exons: 2
Coding region: 1-6876 (2291 amino acids)
Biological process (GO): L-glutamine metabolic process; L-citrulline biosynthetic process; 'de novo' pyrimidine nucleobase biosynthetic process
Cellular component (GO): cytoplasm; cytosol
Molecular function (GO): aspartate carbamoyltransferase activity; dihydroorotase activity; carbamoyl-phosphate synthase (glutamine-hydrolyzing) activity
Source: RefSeq, a predicted model, not a curated record